Molecule: messenger RNA, 3019 nt
Organism: Sinocyclocheilus grahami
Lineage: Eukaryota; Metazoa; Chordata; Actinopteri; Cypriniformes; Cyprinidae
Exons: 27
Coding region: 1-2133 (710 amino acids)
Source: RefSeq, a predicted model, not a curated record
AUGCAUAUCUUGAAAGGUUUACCUGGAUCUGGCGGUGUCUUGGGAGCAGGAGGUGUACCAGGAGCUGGAACAGUUCUGCCUGGAGGGUUUGGGACCGGUGUUAGAUAUGGAGGGUAUGGAGGAGCACAAAAACCACCUAAAUAUGGACAACCAGCUGGUGGGGUCGGAAGUGCGUUGGGUGGGUCGGUACCAGCAACUGGUGGAACUGGGGCCACAGGAACCGGAAUUGCAACUGGUGGUGUAGGUGGGGCUGGAGGCACACCAGUUUCAGGAACCAAGCCAGACAAAUAUGGCACUAUAGGAGGAACAGCAAUUCCAGGAAGUACAGCUGCUACCGGCACAGAUCGUGGAGCAGGACCUAAACCUGGAGUUGAUGGAGUGAUUGGCAGUCCUUAUGAUGCAACCCGUGGUGCUGGAGAAGGUCAAGGUGGAACAAAAGCUCCCAAGACUGAAUCUGGCGGACCAAUAGAGGGAUCAGGUGUUACUGGUGGGUCCAUUGAUGCUGAUGGACUUGAUGGGGUUGCUGGGACAGGAAUACCCAUCUUAGCUGGAGAAAAACCAGGUGUCUCUGGAACUGUACCAGGUGGAACGGGAGUGCCACGACCCGAGAGAGUUGGCGAUAGUGGAACACUACCAGGAGCCAAACCACUAAAACCCCCAGGCAUUGGAGGUGGAGCCAUUGCUGGACGUGGAGAUACCCCAGGCACUAUUGAAGGAGGACCUGGAAGUGUAGGCGGUGGUCCAGGUGGGGUUGGUGGAGGACCGGGAGGAGUUGGUGGAUUUCCAGGGGGAGUUGGUGCAGUUCCAGGAGGAGUUGGUGGAGUUCCAGGUGGAGUUGGUGGAGUUCCAGGUGGAGUUGGUGGAGUUCCAGGAGGAGUUGGUGGAUUUCCAGGGGGAGUUGGUGGAGUUCCAGGGGGAGUUGGUGGAGUUCCAGGGGGAGUUGGUGGAGUUCCAGGGGGAGUUGGUGGAGUUCCAGGUGGAGUUGGUGGAGUUCCAGGAGGAGUUGGUGGAUUUCCAGGGGGAGUUGGUGGAGUUCCAGGAGGAGUUGGUGGAGUUCCAGGUGGAGUUGGUGGAGUUCCAGGAGGAGUUGGUGGAUUUCCAGGGGGAGUUGGUGGAGUUCCAGGGGGAGUUGGUGGAGUUCCAGGAGGAGUUGGUGGAGUUCCAGGUGGAGUUGGUGGAGUUCCAGGAGGAAUUGGAGGAGUUAAACCGCCUAAAGUUUACAGCGGUACAGGUGGAACUGGAGCUCUUGGAGUUGGAGGUGUAGGUGGAAUGGGUCCAGCUGGAACAGGAGGAGCUGGACUUCUGCCUGGAGGUGGUGGUUUACUACCAGGAGGUUAUGGAGGAGCUGGAGGUUUAGGAGCCGGUGGGAUCCAACCAGGGACUGGCCUCAGGUUCCCCAGUGGGGCUGCAGUGGGCAGCAAACAAGGAAAAUUUUAUGGGGCAGCAGGCACACUUGGUGGGUUUGGAGGCCCAGGCGGAUAUGGAACAGGACCCGGUGGCUUUGGAGGUGGUCCAGGUGGUUAUGGUGGUGGCCCGGGUGGCUAUGGUGGUGGCCCAGGCAGUGCUGGUGGACUUGGAGGGCCUGGAAUUGGUGGGCUUGGUUAUGGUCCUGGCGCAGUAAAACCACCUAAAAGCUAUGGAGGAACUGGAACAUUGGGUGGGGCUGGAAGAGGAGGAAUUGGUGGAGGUCCUGGAGGUCUUGGUGGUGGUCUAGGAGUAGGACCAGGAGGUGUUGGUGGAGGUCCUGGAGGAGUUGGAGGACUGGGUGGAGGUGCCAGAUAUCCAGGUGGUGGCCUGGGAGCUGGAGCUGUGAAACCUGGGAAAUCAGGGUAUGGAGGUUAUGGUGCAGCUGGAGGCGUGGGAGGUCUUGGAGGAGCAGGUGGAGGACUAGGAGGUCUAGGAGGAGGUGCUGGAAGCCCAGUAGGAACUGGCUUUGGCACGGGUGCACUGGGUGGUCAAGGCUAUCAGCCCGGUUAUGGUGGCACUGGUGCAGGGGGACCUGGAAGUGCUCCACUUACACCUCAGCAAUCAAAAGCAGCCAAAUAUGCAGCUCUUCAAGGCUUUCUAGGUGCUGGAGGCUACAGAGGGGGCGCAGGAUGCCAAGGCAAAUACUGCGGAAGAAGGAGGAAGUGAGAAACCAGCUGAUAAAAGUGACCUCAUAAACAAGUGGUGCUACUGCCUGAUCUCAAAUGCACUUUUUUACAGUUUAAAAGUGCCUCGUGUAGUAUGUGAGAGAUUUGGACUUACACUAAAGAAUUUUUUCUGCCGUAUGAUUAGAUGUGAUGUGAAACUCACAAGGCACUCUUUGCACUGCCUGAACUCCCUUUACUUUACUUGUGUUGCUAUACGUUUUCUACAAGUUUAACAUGAUUGCUUGAUUUUAUUUUGAACCAUUUAAUGUUCCAUCUUAAAAUUCUGCAGUUCCAGCUGUGCAUCUCUUAUGGUUUUGCUGCAGUUGUUCACUUACACUUAGCUGUGUAUUUAGACACAUGCAAUCUAGGGACGUGUUGCUGCUAUUUCAGGAUGAACUGUGACAGUGGAGGAAGCAGCGUUAUUAGCCUUCAUGUUCUGGCCACCUAUCAUAAAGUAAAGGGAGUCUGUUUUUCUUUCUAGCUGUAUGCAUAUGAGUUCAUGAACCCAUAUUUUGUCUUUUCCGGCAUCUUCAGUCAUUCAAAGCGUAGUCACAUGAAGGAACGCGAUCUAGGCUUACCAAUUUUAGUCUUAUAAGAACAAAGUGCUUGUCGUAACUGCAGUAGACGGCAUCUAAGUACUGAGGAUUAUAAGCUGUCUUCAACGAUACCUCAGGAACUUGAAGCGGUUUCUUUUCUAGUAUCCUGACCCUAGUAAAACCUUGUUUUUGUUUGUUUGUUUUAACGUAACUCUUAUUAAAUUAAAAUGUUGGGUUUUUAAGGGUAUCUAUGCAUUUAACCUAAUGUUUUUUUAAGCAUUGUGUGUUGUGAAUGUUGUAUCUGUGUUUGUAUAAGUGCAACUAUUCAAAUGUGACCAUGAAAGUAUGAUA